AUGUCGAAAACCGCCUCCAUUGCCCUCGUCGCUGCCCUCGGCGCUGGAAGUGGCGCCGCUCUCACCGCAACCAUGUACUCUCUCCGCUCGUCCAAGCAGCCCGAGGCCACCCUCCAUGUCCCGACACACCUGGCCGCCGCGCCGACUGUGCCUGUGCCCGCCUCGCAAAUCUUCACCAACCCACCACCACCACCACCACCACCACCACCCGCCGCCGCCGCGGGGCCACAUGCGAACCUCCCCGUCCUCAAGCCUGUCGACCCCGCCGGCUGGUUCGAGUAUGGCUUCCCCGGCCCCCACGCCGACAUAUCCUCGCGCGCCUCCCUCGUGAGCGCCUACGACCGCCGCACCCGCAACCCCCACUGGGUCGUCGAGCACAUCACGCCGGCCUCGCUCGCCGCCCGCGACGCCGACCGCAAGCACUCGGUCUUCCUCGAGGACCCCCAGGUGCCCGGCAAGUUCCAGGCCAAGCUCAAGGACUACUUCCGCUCGGGCUACGACCGCGGCCACCAGGUCCCCGCCGCCGACGCAAAGUGGUCCCAGACGGCCAUGGACGACACGUUCUACCUCACCAACAUGUGCCCCCAGGUCGGCGACGGCUUCAACCGCGACUACUGGGCCCACUUUGAGGACUUCUGCCGCCGCCUCACCCAGCGCUACCCCAGCGUCCGCGUCGCCACGGGGCCCCUCUACCUGCCCAAGCGCGACCCCGUCGACGGCAAGUGGUACACGCGCUACGAGGUCAUCGGCAGCCCCCCGAGCGUCGCCGUCCCCACCCACUUUUACAAGGUCAUCCUCGCCGAGGACGGCAGGCCCGGCGGCAACGUCGCCGUCGGCGCCUUUGUCCUGCCCAACGCCCCCAUCCCCAACGACAAGCCCCUCGCCGACUUUGAGAUGCCCCUCGAGGCCGUCGAGCGCGCCACCGGCCUCGAGUUCGCUCCCAAGCUGCCCGUCCAGCGCCGCAGGCCUCUCUGCGCCGACGCCAGCUGCGCUAUUGUCCCCCAAAGUUGGGGAGAGGCGGUGGCCCGCCGAGACCGGGCACCGGCGGCGGCGGCGGGGGGAAAGCCGUGCGGCAUGCCCGGCGGCGGCAUGAAGCCCGGCGGAGGAAUCAUGCUGCCGGGCAGUGGUGGCGGGAAACCGCCUGGUGGAGGAGGGGGGAGGGUGCCGCCUGCCUUCUGGAUCAUCUCGGCAAUUUUGGCGAGGUCGGCUGGGUUGCUGGGAUCGAUGCGCCCGGGAGCGGGAGCGGCGGUGCACCGUUGA
Verticillium alfalfae VaMs.102 is the source of this 1260-nucleotide messenger RNA. Its product is annotated as mitochondrial nuclease. Gene Ontology annotation, cellular component: mitochondrial inner membrane; nucleus. The transcript is spliced from 2 exons. Bases 1 to 1260 code for a protein of 419 amino acids. The record is from RefSeq and is a predicted model, not a curated record. Gene Ontology annotation, biological process: apoptotic DNA fragmentation. Lineage: Eukaryota; Fungi; Ascomycota; Sordariomycetes; Glomerellales; Plectosphaerellaceae. Gene Ontology annotation, molecular function: RNA endonuclease activity; single-stranded DNA endonuclease activity; metal ion binding.